This is a messenger RNA of Pneumocystis jirovecii RU7, 531 nucleotides long. RefSeq lists its product as uncharacterized. The transcript is spliced from 3 exons. Bases 1 to 531 code for a protein of 176 amino acids. Lineage: Eukaryota; Fungi; Ascomycota; Pneumocystomycetes; Pneumocystales; Pneumocystaceae. The record is from RefSeq and is a predicted model, not a curated record.
AUGACACUUUGGAGAAUGAAAUGGACAUUGAAUAGGAGUCAAAAUAUAGUAGAUAUUGCCCGUUGUUUAAGGACUUCAAGAUGUUUAUUUGUCUAUAAAAAUAUACGAUUAUAUGCGGACACUAAAGCACCGCAUGCUUUGAAAGAUAUUAGCCAACCACUUGUAGUUAGUUCUUUUCGUGGAGGAUUUCUUGGUUUUUUUAUUGGGACAAGUUUUGCCACUGCAGCUGGAUAUUAUUUUUUAAUAAAUGAAUAUCAGCAUGCAUCAAAUACUUUUCUUUUAUCUAUAGAAGAAUUACAGCGUAUAACAGAUUCUAUUAUUGAAUCAGUAAAACAGAUAGAAGAAAUGGAAAAAAAUGUAAAAAAAUUGCAGAAUAAUGUUGUAACAAAAAGCGAUAUUCAAGACGUUCGUACUGAUACAAAAAAAAUGAUCGAAAGUUUAAAUUUAGCUGAUUUAGAAGUAAACGAACGACUUUCUGAAUUAGAAAUGGAUGUAGCAAAAUUAUCACGCUACGCACAUACUAUUAUGUAA